Messenger RNA from Guillardia theta CCMP2712, 1509 nucleotides. RefSeq lists its product as hypothetical. The coding region runs from base 1 to 1509 and encodes 502 amino acids. The transcript is spliced from 3 exons. Lineage: Eukaryota; Cryptophyceae; Pyrenomonadales; Geminigeraceae. The record is from RefSeq and is a predicted model, not a curated record.
AUGGUACUACAGUAUGAUGAGAGCGUUCGCAACCUGCUGUAUCGGAGAUCAUGCCAAUACACGCAGGGUGAGCGCUCUGGAGGCCACGUCGAGGAAGCCGCCGACCUCGUCGAGAAGGUGAAGAGCUUCAUGAAGCGUUAUCCGAAUAGUCGGACAGCUUAUGCUUGCAGAGCUGAGGGGGGAUGCACUCCCGACGCUAUCGCUGAAGCCAUCCGCUCGACAUGUCGGCAGGCGAGACGCGACCUGUUUGAAGACUCUCUGAGCGAAUGGAGCUCAGAGUCGAGAGCAUGGUUUAUUCAACAGAUGGAGGAGGCCAAGAAGCAGAAUGUCGAGACAUACAUCGGCACCGAAGGCACCGAGGGGACCUCCUUCAUCUCCAUGACUCUCCUAGGGAUUUCCUCGAUGUUUGUUCGACAAGAAGAAAAGUUGAAAACGAAGCUUAUGGAGCUAGGUCUCAUGGUAGACUCAGUCGAUGGAGUCGACAAGGCCAUCAUGUGGAAAGCACCUUACAGACCUGAGAUAGCACGAGCAGACGACAUCUCAGUCACCGUCUCCUUCCUUCGGAAUGAAGCAGCCAUGGAGCUAUGGGAAGGCAGGAGAGAAUACACUAUCGAAGGGAGAGUCUUUCGAGCCACAGAGGGUGCUGGGCAGAGAGGUCGCAAGGGGCCGAGCCCGAAGACGUAUGUUGCUGUUGGGGCAAGUACGGGAACUCUCCAGCAAAAAGAGCUGGAGUGGGUGCUAAGCUCGCCUUCGACGGCAAGUUGCGAGCAGACCUUGGCCUCGUUCAGAGAGAGCGAGGCGAUGGAGGGGGUGCACCUGACUCUCAUCAGCGACGACGCCAAGCUCAGAGAGACGUUUGCAGUCGAGCUCACAGCCGACACCUUCGUUCCUAGGGGAAAGAUCGCUAAGCAAAGGAGGGCACUUCGCGAGAGAGAUCAUGCGGGGCGCAGCAGCUUCAGAGUACAGAUCAAGUCGAGGUCAAGCAUGAGCACAGGCCGCUUCUCGAGGAAGGAGAUGGAAGCGCUGUGCGGAGGAGGUAACACAUCGAUCACGAGAGUCAAGCGAGCCAUGUUGGAGUUAGCAAGAAGGAUAGGCGUGACGCCGGUCAGCGUCGAGGUCGAGGAGGAUCGCAGAGGCUCACGCUUGAUGGAAGACAUGCCCUUCUACUUGGAAGGGAUCCUGGAAGUCAAGCUCGAAGCGGUGGGGUUCAAGCUCAACGGGCCUCAGCAUGAGGAGGAGAGGAGCCCGAGCAGCGAGGAGCAAGCUCAAGAGCCCCAAGCCGGGCAGCAGCAAGGCGCUGGAUGGCUGGAGCUCAGCGACAUCGACAGGAUCACCAUGGAAGCAGCGUCGCCGUCAGGGCCAGUCGAUCAACAGGUCUUGCUCGACCUCUCGACGAUGCUCUUGGAGACAUCAGAGGAGGAGCUGCUAGCUGGCAAGCCGAUCUCUUUGGAGCUAGACAAGAGUGUUGGCAAGCUGCAUGACACCUUCUGCUCGCCAAGGUGUCAUUAG